CCCUAAAUUAUUUGAAACGAUCCUCUUAAUACUGCAACAAUCUCCCUAUUCUCCUUCGCUUCCUUCAUUUGCUUUCUCUCACAUUCAGCAUGGAGAUUCAGAUUCCUACUCGUAACAAGGUGAACUUUGCUCCUCCGAGAAGCUUCGGGACAACUCUGAAAUCCCAUCUCAAAGAAACUUUCUUUCCUGAUGAUCCGCUCAGGCAGUUCAGGAAUGAGAAAUCCGGUGUUGGAAUCGUUAAAAAAGCUCUGCAAUACUUUGUUCCGAUCUUUGAAUGGUUACCCAAUUACAAUCUACGCUUGUUUCGAUUCGAUGUUCUUUCUGGUAUAACCAUUACCUUCCUUGCUAUUCCUCAGGGCAUCAGCUAUGCAAAACUCGGCAGUAUUCCUCCUAUUAUCGGCCUCUACUCGAGCUUUGUUCCUCCUCUCAUUUAUGCUGUGUUUGGGAACUCGAAGCAUCUGGCAGUGGGGACUGUUGCUGCUUGUUCAUUGAUCAUAGGCCAUACGAUUGGAGAAAAAGUAUCUGCUGUCGAUGAUCCAACGUUGUAUCUCAACUUGGUCUUCACUACUACUUUCUUCACUGGAAUCUUUCAGACGCUCAUGGGUCUUUUAAGACUGGGGAUUCUGGUGGAUUUUUUGUCGCAUUCAACUAUUACAGGUUUCAUGGGAGGAACUGCAACUCUUAUCUGCUUCCAACAGCUCAAAGGCAUAUUUGGUCUGAAACAUUUCACAACCAAAACUGAUGUUGUUUCUGUCAUUCGUGCAGUUUUACAUUACAGAGAUGAGUGGAAGUGGCAGAGUGCAGUUGUAGGCAUCAUCUUCCUUAUUUUCCUUCAGUUCACUCGUUUCCUGAGGAAGAAAAGGCCAAAUCUGUUUUGGGUGCCAGCCAUAGCUCCAAUGACGGUUGUUAUAGUUGGUUGUCUUUUCGCAUACUUUGCUCAUGCAGACAAACAUGGAAUCCAAAUUGUGGGCCAUCUCCACAGAGGCCUAAAUCCAAUAUCCUUAAAAAAUUUGACCUUUGAUCCUCAGUACUUACCUGUCACUUUGAAGGCUGCCCUCGUCACUGGCCUUAUUGCUUUAACUGAAGGGAUAGCCAUAGGAAGGAGCUUUGCUAUAAUGAACAAUGAACAAGUUGAUGGGAACAAGGAGAUUAUAGCUUUUGGUCUCAUGAAUAUUGUCGGCUCUUUCACUUCUUGCUACUUGACCACCGGGCCAUUUUCCAAAACUGCAGUGAAUUUUAACGCAGGGUGUAAAACAGCAAUGUCUAACGUAGUAAUGUCAAUUUGCAUGAUGCUCACACUACUAUUCUUAGCUCCUCUCUUCAGUUAUACUCCUUUGGUUGCUCUGUCCGCUAUUAUCGCAUCUGCUAUGCUUGGACUCAUAAAUUACGAAGAAAUUUAUCACCUCUUCAAGGUUGAUAAGUUUGAUUUUCUCAUUUGUAUGGCUGCCUUCUUUGGAGUUGCCUUUAUAAGCAUGGACUACGGACUCAUCAUGUCGAUUGGGCUUGCUUUGUUGAGGGCACUAGUAUAUGUUGCUAGGCCUGCAACCUGUAGACUUGGAAAAAUUCCAGACUCAAAUCUGUUCCGUGACUCAGAACAGUAUCCUGGAUUGACAAAUGUUCCAGGAGUCCUUGCUUUGCAACUUGGUUCCCCUAUCUACUUUGCCAAUGCUAAUUACAUUAGAGAAAGGAUUAUCCGUUGGGUUCGAGAUGAAGAGGACAUUUCAAAUGCCAAGGAUUCUGUUGUUGAGCAUGUGUUACUAGAUUUAUCAGGUGUUACAUCCAUUGAUACGACAGGCAUCGAAACGUUGAUUGAAAUACGCAAAUUGCUUGACGCCAAAAACAUUAAGAUUGCAAUUAUAAACCCUAGACUGGAAGUAAUGGAGAAAAUGAUAAGAUCACACUUCGUAGACAAGAUUGGAAAAGACUCCAUAUUUCUUAGCAUUGAGGAUGCAGUUGAGUCGAUUUUAUUCUCGACCCAAAAGAAUUACCAGGUUUUAGUGUAGAAAAUGAUACAAGUGCAGCCCUAGAUUUUGUACUGUUUUAAGAAGAUGACAAAUUGCACAAUCAGAUGGUGCACUUCAUAAGUCCAGACAACCUUUGACACACAAUGCUUCCAAAUGAAAAAUAACAUUGUAUACUGGAAUGGGGUGUGAUCAGUUCAUGGAUUGUUGGGAGAGUUUUAUAUAGUCUUCAAAUUUCAGCACCUCUGUACCUUUGUAUCUUUCUUCCAUAAUCUAAUGAUUACAAUCUA
Manihot esculenta (cassava) is the source of this 2251-nucleotide messenger RNA. Its product is annotated as probable sulfate transporter 3.5. The record is from RefSeq and is a predicted model, not a curated record. Lineage: Eukaryota; Viridiplantae; Streptophyta; Magnoliopsida; Malpighiales; Euphorbiaceae. Gene Ontology annotation, biological process: transmembrane transport. The transcript has 12 exons. Gene Ontology annotation, cellular component: membrane. The coding region runs from base 90 to 2003 and encodes 637 amino acids.